This is a messenger RNA of Thalassophryne amazonica, 3256 nucleotides long. It is a transcript of the gene eml3, whose product is annotated as EMAP like 3. Gene Ontology annotation, biological process: microtubule cytoskeleton organization. Gene Ontology annotation, molecular function: microtubule binding. The record is from RefSeq and is a predicted model, not a curated record. Gene Ontology annotation, cellular component: mitotic spindle. Lineage: Eukaryota; Metazoa; Chordata; Actinopteri; Batrachoidiformes; Batrachoididae.
GAUUUGUGCUCAGCAUGUAGAAGACGCACGUUUUAGCUUCUCCGUAUUAAGUUUAUAUCAGCACACGGCGGAGGAUGGACUCUUCUACAAACAGUUUAGAAGACGUCUCAGCGGACGGCAGCACGGAAUUCCCAGACAGGACGUCCAUGAUGGAGGUGCGCCUGCAGGCGCAGGAGGACGAGAUCACGCUGCUGAAAUCGUCACUCGCAGACGCCCUCCGAAGGAUCCGCCUUCACGAUCAGCUCCUCCCAUUACUUACACAGCAGCUCAUUGCAGUGAACCCAAGCGCGGCACGGGUGCUAAACCAAGUCUACUGCACCGAUGGUUGGACCAGUAGCAGAAAACUGUCCUCCAGCUCUGCCAUUGAUGGAAUUCGUCAUCCUGCCACUAGCCAAUUGUCAGAGAAGAUUGUGGCCAAAGAGAAUGACCACGUAGUGGGUCCAGUGUCCAUGGAGCCUAGACCCAGACCAGCAACAUUGGACAGGUCAACCCAGACAGAUCCAGUCGUACCAGGACAGGACAAAGUCCCACUGGCUCUGACCAGAGUAGUCCAGAGUCUACAACUGGAAGACGCACUCCCUCCAAGGCCAUCUGUUGAGGGGAGCCGGGCCAAGCUCCACCGUGCUCCUGGUCUGGAAGAUGAUGACGAUGAGGAGCAGGAAGAAGAUGAAGACGGAGGACACCAGGAAAAAGAAUUGAGUUGGGUCUCAUCCGUGGAAGAGCCUAUUCAGCCCACCACCAUCAGAUGCCUGCAGAGGGAGGACUUCCACAGUGACAGCUGCUCUACAGAAGAGCACAGCUCUGCCUUGGCCCCAAGUAAAGACCAGAACAUCAGUUCUCGUCCAGGACCCCUGUCCACUAUUCAGGAAGGAGUAAAGAAUCCGCUGAUCCGCAGGAACAGCGAGAAACUCGGGCGAGACGCCACAGACAGGCAGAAGAAGCGUCUGGACAAGAAGGCGGCGUCCUCGGCCAACCUGCUGACACGCUCGCCCAGCCUGGAGAAUCGCGCGAAGGAGCUCAUCACCAGUGCAGGCUCUGGAUCCCGAAGAGGAACCUACGGCCAAGGGCAGUCAAUCAAAAUGUUCAUCCGAGGACGACCAAUAACUAUGUACAUCCCCUCUAACAUCCAGAACUAUGAGGACCUAAAGAUGGAACCGCCCUCAGAGAGACUAGAGUUGGACUGGGUCUAUGGUUACCGAGGACGAGAUUGCCGUGCCAACCUGUACUUCCUGCCAACGGGUGAAGCAGUGUACUUCAUUGCCUGUGUUGUUGUGCUUUACCACAUCAGUAAUUGCACCCAGCGACACUAUCGCAAACACACCGACUGCGUCCGCUGUCUUACCCUCCAUCCUGACAAAGUGCGAGUGGCAUCUGGACAAAUGGCAGGUGUGACAAAGAUGCAAGGUGACGGUCAACCCCUGCAGUCAUGUGUCCACAUAUGGGACUCCCACACCCUCGUCACGCUGCAGCAGAUCGGCUUGGGGACGUUUCAGAAGGGUGGAUCAGUUGCGUUCUCCUUCGCUGACUCUGGAGCUUUUUUGUGUGUGAUUGAUGACUCUAAUGAACACAUGUUGUCGGUAUGGGACUGCACCAAGGGGACCAAACAUGCAGAGGUCAAGAGUACGAAUGAGGCCGUAUUUGCCGUGGAGUUCAACCCCAGUGACAGCACCAACAUCAUCACAUGUGGAAAAUCUCAUGUCUACUUCUGGACGCUUAGUGCUGGACAGUUCACCAAGAAACAAGGCAUCUUUGGAAAAUACAAGAAGCCAAAGUUCAUUCAGUGCUUUGUCUUCAGUCUGACUGGAGACGUUCUGACCGGAGACUCUGAAGGAAACAUCCUGACGUGGGGAAAAUCAGCUGCAGAUGUCAAAACCCUUGGUAAAGGGGCCAAAGAGACCUUCCAGAUCAUGCGUCAAACCAGGGCCCAUGAAGGCAGCGUGUUUACCCUGUGCACCCUACAGGGUGGUGGUCUGCGCGGCGGAGGGAAAGACCACAAGAUCAUUCGCUGGAGCGCCGACCUGGCACCCGAGAGAGAGUGUGAGAUUCCAGAAAAGUAUGCGGUUCGUACUAUUGCAGAUGUGGACGGGGAGGAAGAACUGGUCGGUACAACUCGAAACGUCCUUAGAGGCACCUUGUCAGAUGUUGUGGCCAUAGUGCAAGGUCACGUGGAUGAGAUGUGGGGUUUGGCGACGCACCCGUCUAAGAACGUCUUCCUCACCUGUGCUCAUGACAGACAGGUGUGUCUAUGGAAUGCUGAGGACCACAAACUGGACUGGAGCACCACAUUGGAGGAGUACGGCCUGUGCGCUGAUUUCUGUCCAAGUGGAUCAGUGGUGUCAGUCGGCCUCAGCACAGGAAGCUGGAGAUGUUGUCGCUAAAAUCUGUGUACCUCUGACCAGGUGGUUGUCCUCGACGUGCUGACGAGUGACGUGGUCUCUGACUCCACCGAUGGGAAUGAGCAGUUGUCCGUCAUGAGAUACUCACCAGAUGGCAGUUUUUUGGCCGUUGGAUCACAUGACAACUUCAUCUACAUCUACAGUGUGACAGAGAACGGCCGGCGCUACACCCGCUUUGGGAAAUGUAAUGGUCAUUCCAGCUUCAUAACUCAUCUGGAUUGGUCUAAAGAUGGGAAGUACAUUAUGUCUAAUUCAGGCGACUAUGAGAUUCUUUACUGGGACAUUGCUACAGGGUGCAAACUGUUGAGGAAUCGUUUCGAGAGCAAAGACAGAGAAUGGGCCUCGUAUACCUGUGUGCUCGGUUUUCAUGUCAUGGGUGUGUGGUUGGAAGGUUCUGAUGGCACAGACAUCAAUGCAUUAUGUCGGUCUCACAGUGAGAGGGUGGUAGCAGUGGCUGAUGACUUCUGUAAAGUCCACCUGUUCCAGUACCCGUGUCCUAAACCAAAGGCCCCAAGCCACAGGUACGAGGGCCACGGCAGCCAUGUCACCAAUGUCUGCUUCACCCACAGCGACUCCCACCUGCUCUCAAUGGGCGGGAAAGACACCUGUAUCCUUCAGUGGAAGGUGACCGGAGGUGGGGUGGGCAUCAACAGGGAAAGACUGACGUCUGCAUCUUCCAACUCGGCCAGCUCCCCAGAACCCGGCACCACCUAGGAACCAACACAGACCUGUUCUUAAAUGUGAAAGGGGAAGAACCGUUUAACUCAAGGCGUGCGGCUGAUUUGUGGCUCAGCCGGACCUCUACCAUGUUCUUUUUGUACCGUGCAGAGCUGUGUGUGUCCAGAUUGUCGCAAUUACUU